Molecule: messenger RNA, 4035 nt
Organism: Pelobates fuscus (common spadefoot toad)
Lineage: Eukaryota; Metazoa; Chordata; Amphibia; Anura; Pelobatidae
Gene: LARS2
Product: leucyl-tRNA synthetase 2, mitochondrial
Exons: 22
Coding region: 69-2777 (902 amino acids)
Biological process (GO): leucyl-tRNA aminoacylation; mitochondrial translation
Cellular component (GO): mitochondrion
Molecular function (GO): aminoacyl-tRNA deacylase activity; ATP binding; leucine-tRNA ligase activity
Source: RefSeq, a predicted model, not a curated record
UUGUAUCUGUUUGCAAGACCUGAAAGCGGAAGCGGAAGCAGCAUGCUUCCAAGUCCUAAGGAGAGAGAAUGGGUUCUUCAAUUUUAGCUCUCGGUGUUUGUAACUCCUGCCUGAAAGGACGGUUGAAUGGCUUUACAAGACCUAAAAACUGGAAGUGGGCUAUUGAUUUAGGAGCUUUAAGAACUAUUUAUAGUGAAACUGGAAAAUGGGAGAAAGAAUAUGGACUAGAGACCAGAAAAAAAGUUGAAAAUUGGUGGCGCCACAGAAUAAAAGAUAAUUUCACUAAAAUUAAUGAAGUGGAUACAUCAAAGCAAAAGUUUUAUGUGUUGUCAAUGUUUCCGUACCCUUCGGGAAAACUCCACAUGGGUCACGUUCGAGUUUACACCAUAAGUGAUGCUGUAGCCAGAUUUCAGAGGAUGAGAGGAAUGCAGGUCAUUAAUCCAAUGGGAUGGGAUGCUUUUGGACUGCCUGCUGAAAAUGCAGCAAUUGAACAUGGAUUGCAGCCGGAUACAUGGACGAAGAGUAAUAUUCGGAAUAUGAGGGAGCAACUUGACAGAGUAGGACUCUGCUUUAGCUGGGAUAGGGAAAUCACCACUUGUUCAGAGGAUUAUUAUAAGUGGACUCAGUACUUAUUUGUUAAGAUGCAUGAAGCAGGACUUGUUUAUCAGAAAGAGGCCUUAGUUAACUGGGACCCAGUGGACCACACAGUACUUGCAAAUGAGCAAGUGGAUGAAAAUGGAUGUUCAUGGCGCUCUGGUGCAAAAGUGGAACAAAAAUAUCUGAAGCAGUGGUUUCUUAAAACAACUGUGUUUGCAAAGGCUAUGCUUGAUGCUCUGGCUGAUAUUCCAGCGUGGUACGGUGUGAAAAGUAUGCAAGCUAACUGGAUUGGGGAGUGCACAGGCUGCUUUUUCGAUUGCAUGUUAAAGUUGGAUAAAGUGGAAACUGGAGAGAAGAUUUUUGCAUAUGCUUUUAAUCCAGAGACUAUUUAUGGGGCGUCGCAUAUAGAGAUUUUGCCAAACCACAGACUCUUGCAAGGAAGCAGUAGUCUAAAAGAAGCCCUAAAGGAAGCAUUCUCAGCUGGUAAAGAUUGUCUCACCCGAGUGUCAGCAGUGAAUCUUUUCACAAGGCAGGAACUCCCUGUUGUCAUAUCACGGAAAUCUGAAUUUGAGGGCUAUCUAGACACAAAGAUUGGUAUCCCCAGCACUAGUUCGGAAGAUGCAACUUUAGCUGAUAAACUGGGACUGUCCUAUAUCAGAGUUAUUGAAGCAAUCAACGAAACAGAGAAAAUUGUAAACUCGGGAGAGUUCACAGGUUUGACUAGACAAGAAGCAUUUCUUGCCAUUACCCAGGAAGCACAAAAAAAAGGAGUUGGCGGACACCUAACUAGUGACAAAUUAAGGGACUGGCUGAUAUCGAGGCAGCGUUAUUGGGGCACUCCAAUCCCCAUCAUACAUUGUUCAUCCUGUGGAACUGUGCCUGUGCCUUAUGAUGACUUACCUGUGGUCUUGCCUACUUUGUCUGCUUUCACAGGGAAAGGAACUUCAGCUUUAGCUAGUGUCUCAGAGUGGAUAAACUGCAAAUGUCCCAGAUGUAUGGGAGCAGCUGUAAGAGAAACUGACACAAUGGAUACGUUUGUUGAUUCUGCUUGGUACUACUUGAGAUAUACAGAUCCACAUAACUCUGAAAGGCCUUUUAACAAGUCCUUGGCUGAUUUCUGGAUGCCAGUCGAUUUGUACAUUGGUGGGAAAGAACACGCUGUGAUGCAUUUAUACUAUGCACGCUUCUUUAAUCACUUCUGCAAUGCUCAAGAUAUGGUGAAACACAGGGAACCUUUUCAGAAGCUCUUAGUUCAGGGCCUUAUUAAAGGUCAGACAUAUAGACUUGCUUCAAGUGGGAGAUAUCUGAAGAGGGAAGAAGUUGAUGUUAGUGGUCCAGAACCAACUCACGCUGAGACAGGGGAGAAACUUCACAUAACAUGGGAGAAGAUGAGUAAAUCCAAGCACAAUGGAGUUGACCCUGAGGAAAUGGUACAACAAUACGGCAUUGACACUACCAGACUCUAUCUCCUCUUCGCUGCUCCUCCUGAACAAGACAUUUUGUGGGAUGUGAAAACUGAUGCAAUACCUGGGGUGAGAAGGUGGCAGUCUCGACUCUGGUCGUUAACCAGCAAGUAUAUUGAUGCCAGGAAUUCGUCAACUAAACCGAGUCCUCAGCUUCUCAAUAAGAAGGAUGUAGCAGAAGCCCGAAAAAUAUGGGAAUACCGAAACCUUGCUGUUUCAGAGGUAACCAGCUACUUCUCGGAGGAUUAUAUGUUCAACGCAGCUAUUUCCCAGCUAAUGAGUCUCAGCAACAUACUCUCGCAAUCCAGUGCACGGGUUGUCGAACACAGUUCGGAGUUUGAGGAUGCUUUAGCAAGUCUCUGUAUUAUGAUUGCACCCAUGGCUCCACACCUGGCUUCAGAGUUAUGGAAAGGCAUGGCACAUGUGCAGCAUAAACUGUGUACACAGUACAAUUGGGAUGCUGAUGUCCUCCUUCAACCAUGGCCUACUGUUGACCCCGAGUAUCUUCGCGUGCCUGACACUGUGGCUGUAUCUGUAUUGGUUAACAACAAAUCCUAUGGUACAGUUGCUAUACCUUACAACGAAUCCCAGGAUUUGAAGACUGUGCAAGACCUGGUGCUUCAGAGUGCCCUUGGAGAGGCACACCUUAAAGGGCGCAUUAUUAAAAAAGUAUUCCUCUCUCCACGGACAGCCCUAAUCAGUUUCCUUGUAGAAUAAUAAAGCUUCAGCAUGUGGGAGGAACUGUAGUAAUAAUAAGCUGUGUUAAGCGUGAUGCUAAAUUACUCAAACGAAAUUGGUGCUGGGAAAAUGAAGAAUCUACACUUCUAAACACACACACUGUAUGCACAGGGCUUAUUGAAGAUAUUAUAAAACGUAAUGGAAAUUGCGAACAAACAGUCAUAUCCAGAAUGUUUUAUUACAGAAAAUGAUUUUGUUUCUGAGAAGCUAAUGAAAUGCUUGAAAGUACAGACAAGGCAAAUGUGUGUAUAGUGUUGUACUCUCAUUAAUGGGCUUUUCCUGAUGUAUUUCUUGCCACUAAGGAUGUUGACACAUCUGCCUGAAAAAAAAUUCACUGUGAACGAUUUCAGAACUGUGCUGAAAGCAGUCUGCAGACAACCCUUACCUAUACUAGAUACAUUUGAGUUUUUCGACUUACAAGUGAGGAUUCUGCUCUUGUUCUUAAAAAUACUUAUAAAUACAAUUUAAAAAAAAUUUAAUAGUAAGCCAAACAAACAAUGCAUAAUCAUUGAGAAACAUGUAGAGAAAAACUAAAGGAUACAAUACUUUCCCUGAUAUGAUAAAGGAGGUCAGGUUAUUCAUCCAUGUACUCUAACACUUGUCAAUCAUUAAGUGUCUGUCGAACUUUAAAAUCAAGGAUUGACAAGGACCCCCACAGGGCCAAAAAAACAUUGUUGAGCCUGUCUGCCUGCUUCACUGUAUUGCAUCAAAGAAUCCAUGUAUUAAAAAAAUACUUGAAAAAAUUACCAAAUAACAUCACAAUGAAAAUACAUAUCUAGUGCCGCAGGAUACAACACUUUCCCUAAUACACCUUUACCCAUCUAAACAAAAGGAUUCAUGCCUUGCUUUUCCCCUCUAGCAUUCAAAAUGGUAUCUCAACAAUAUUUGAAUUUAACAUAAUGGCCUGAACCCAGUCCCUUUCACAGUACAACUUAGUUUAUAUCAUUAGACUAGUCUGUAGUUUAUCAUACACCAAAAGGAAUAAAUAUAGUCCCAACAUAAUGUAAUGUUUUGUUUUUUUAGAGACAGAUAUUUUUUUAAUCUAACACAAGAUCAUAGAAACAUUGGGAAAAUGGCAAGAUAGAGAAGAAAUGUACACUGCUACUUUGUUAACUUGAGUCGAACAUUACAAUUGUGAUCAUAAAGUAUGCUAUGCAGGCCAGCAUUGUUUGAAACAAGUCAUCCUAUAAUAUAGUUGUAAUUUUCUUAAAAGAAUUCAGAAAUGUAAUUGUUUUUU